This is a messenger RNA of Porites evermanni, 3750 nucleotides long. The record is from the annotation of a GenBank genome assembly. Lineage: Eukaryota; Metazoa; Cnidaria; Anthozoa; Scleractinia; Poritidae.
UCUUUUGCAGCAAAGUUUCAAGACCUGACCACAAGAGAGUCUGCUGAGUCAAACGCUUCUCUUCAAGACCCACUGAUGACAUCUGAAGGUAGGUUUUCAUUCGCGCUUACGGCAAACGGCAAAUGUGAGUUUGUACCACGUGACCAAGUGUGCCAUUUACUUAUCGUUUACUGUUCAUUAUAAGUUUAACUACACGGAAAUCGGUAGAUUUACGGCAAUUCCGAUCCAUAACAAUUGGUGUAAGGUGUUUUUAUCCGCUUAUUUCUCGUUUUGAAAAUUUCUCAACUUGAAUCUCACGUUUGCCGUUCACUGUAAAGGCGAUCCUUAUAUUAAUCCCUCUAAUAUUAAUUAUAACUGAUUUAGAGUGAAAUUUUAUUUGUUACAAGAAAUGAUAGAAUAGUUUAAUAGCCUUACAUACAGUUAUCCAAGAAAGUCAUCAGAUCACAUAAGUUUUUUAGAAUUAAACACAUUCUUGCCUGCGAUUUUCGUUACUAAUAGUUCUAGCAGUUUGAAAAUGGUUUAGCAAUCUGUUUGACAAAACGUCGUGAUGCAAAUGUGCGCAUACCAACAGGGGCAAACGAAAAAGCCGAUUUAAAUCAGGAGAAAUUAAAGCACAGUGUUCUUUCGUCAAUUGUUCAAAUUUGCUCAUUUUGUCCAGUGUUCAAAUGAAUUUUUUUGAAGCGCGGAUAAAAUAAUAUGCCUCAUUUCUAUUUUCCUUCAUUAGUCAUUCCAGAGAAACUUGUAGAACUGAUCAGACGAGACUACAAAGGCGCGGUGCUGUGUCCUUUCCCAUGGUGUGAAGAUGAACUACAGCUGAAGCUAUCGAACAUCUUUACAAGACUGAAAAUAGUUAGUAGAAAAAAAAAACGUUCACAACUAACGGAUAACACCGUCAAUAUGACAGACGUGUUCAAACCACACCGAGAAUGCCACAGUCCAAGAGUGGUGCUGAUCGAGGGGAAUCCUGGGAUGGGCAAAACUACGUAUUGUCAAAAGCUGGCAUAUGAUUGGUCCGUGGGGAAAAUUCCACCUGAUGCUUCGUUUCCUGAAGGGAAGAUAUUGUUGCUGUUGAAAUGUCGUGACAUGCACAUGAAAACCGCUAACAUCGAGGAAGCUAUUGAUGAUCAGCUUUUACCACAAGAUGCAAACAAGAAGGAAAAGGAAGACUUGUUCCACUUUAUUCGCUGUAAUCAGUCCAGAAUCUUGUUGGUUCUAGAUGGUUUGGACGAGCUGCGUGACGAUCUGGUGAAGGGUUUUCUACCUUUGAUUCGAGGCAAAGUCUUUGCUAAUGUGUACCUCAUGCUAACUGCUCGGCAUGAAGUUGGAUUGAGAGUGAGGCGAUAUUGUGACGUGCUUUUUGAAAUUGUUGGCUACACAAAAGAUGACGUUGAAAGUUACAUUAAGAAGUAUUUCAGCAGUCAUGAGGAUCAAAGCCUUGCUGACAAACUGUUAAAACAGUUGAAACGCGACAAAUAUCUCGCAGAAUUAACGGCUAACCCCCUUAAUACGGCUUUGUUGUGUCUUCUUUGUGAAGAAACAAGAGGAGUGUUUCCCUCGAGUAGAACUGGGAUUUACGACGACUUGGUGUCUUGCGCCCUCAGGAGAUAUUAUUCAAAGAAUGGUAUGUCUGUCGACUACGAAGAUCCCACUGCGAGAUGCGCAAAUGAAUUAAAUCAGUUGGGGAAAAUGGCAUAUGAGACAUUGAUUAAGAAUCAGUUAUAUUUCAGUGAAGAUGAGAUGAAAUGUCAGUCAGCUGAUUUAUUGCAAUUAUGUUUUCUUUCUCGUGAGGCAAGUGUCAGCAAAAUCAGGCCAAGGCCAUGCUAUGCUUUUACACACAAAACGUUCCAGGAGUAUUUUGCGGCGCUUUACCUCGCCCAUGAGAUAUUAAAUGGCGACAGUGUUAAAGCCGACAAGCUGUUAGAUCAACUCAACCCUUUUGACAACUGGCAUGUGUGGGAAUUUCUCCUGACAAGCAUAGCAAGGAAAAGAAGCGACAUGGCAGUUUCGCUUAUUUCGCCUCUUUCUGCGUCCGUCUACCGCGAGAAAACUAAGAAUUUAAUCAAUACCACUCACGACGCCGACGACAAUUUGGAUAAAGAAAUCUGUGAAAAUAUAGAGUACAAUUUUUGUGCUAUGCCUGCGGAAGACUUAGAAAAUAACCAAGUGAAAGGGGUGAAUGAUGUAGUGACUAAGACACUUCAUCUUAUUGCUGACUGCGAUAACGAUGGACAUGAACUAACAGAUUACCAAAUAGAAAUGAUACAUGAAUUAGCGCGAUGUCUUCCAGAGCAUAAAUUACAGCUGGCACUAAGUUCUCGCUAUCUACCGGUCUACUCUGAAUAUUUGAAGGUAGCAGCCUCACUUAGAAACUUGCUUCUACACAGUGACUUAAACGGUAUACUUCUAGCAACGAUUCAGCAUGCUUUUCAUCCAACACAUUCACUAGUACGCCUAGAGUUGGCAAACACCUUCAAUGCACUUUUCGAUCCAGUCUUUCAGUUGAUAAACCAUUUUUGUAAUUUUACGCUACAUGCCGAAGCUCUCGAAUUAAUUCUAUUUUCGGGUUUUUUCCUAACCCACCUUGAUCUGAGCCGAAUCUGGGUCUCUGACGAAGGAAUCGAAGCACUCAGCGAAGGUCUUAGAAGAAACUGUUCGUUGACCAAUUUGAAACUACGUGAGUGCGGAAUCUGUGAUGCUGAAGCCCAAACACUGGCAAAAGGUCUGGUGACAAAUUGCACUUUGACACACUUGGAUCUAAUGAAGAAUGCCAUCGGUGGUUGUGGUGCAGAAGCUUUAGCGGACGUCCUCCAUUGCAAUUGCACACUAGUGUAUUUAGAUUUGCGUGACAAUCACUUUGGUGACUCAGUUGCGGAGGCAUUUGCUCACGUUCUUCAGUCCAAUUGUGCCCUGGUACAUUUGAAUUUUAAGAAGUGUUUUGAAUGCUUGUUUAAAAAUCAGUGUAUUAAACAUUCAGUCGAUAACCUUUCUAAUGAUGGCCAAGUUGAAAUGAUAGGCCCCUCAGGAGCAUCUGCUCUCGCACGAGCUCUUCGAUUAAAUUGCAGCCUAACUUAUUUGAACCUCGAGUUAAAUUGGAUUGAGGAUUCAGGCGCAGAAGCACUAGGAGAAGCUCUCCAAACGAACUGCACUUUGACCCAUUUGUAUCUUAUGAGCGGUGCGAUUGGUGAUUCUGGAGCAGAAGCCCUCAGCAAGGCAUUGCAAUUAAACUGCACCUUGACGAGUUUAGAUCUUCAUUGCAACAGGAUCGGUGACUUGGGAGCAGAAGCUCUCGCGACGACGCUUCUUUCAAGUGGGACUCAAUUGAGUCAAUUAAAUCUUAGGAACAACAUGAUCUGUUCUUCAGGUGUAAAAGCUAUCGCCAAAGCACUUCAGUCUAACACGUCUCUUACCCGUUUGGCACUGGGCUCGCAGUACCUUCCAGGCGCAUGCGUAGGGAUUGAUUCUUCUGGGGCGAGCUUAAUUGCUGUGGCACUGAAGUCGAACCGUACUUUGACUCAUUUGGAUCUAUCAAGUAGUAAAAUAGGUGAUUCUGGAGCCACAGAAUUGGCCCAUUCUCUUCAGCAUCAUAAUAAUUCUGUGAAAUAUUUAGACCUUAGAGCUAAUCCCAUUGGUCUAUUGGGCAGAGCGAGCCUUGAUUUGGUUGAUCAGUCGAAUCGCGUCCUUAAGUACAAUGAAACGAUAUUCCAGCGUCCUAAAAUUGCACAAAUAGACUUUCCCGCUGACUUUAUUUAA